Molecule: messenger RNA, 1926 nt
Organism: Acanthamoeba castellanii str. Neff
Lineage: Eukaryota; Discosea; Longamoebia; Acanthamoebidae
Product: C2 domain containing protein
Exons: 6
Coding region: 1-1926 (641 amino acids)
Source: RefSeq, a predicted model, not a curated record
AUGGCAAAUGCAUGGGUGGGCAGCAAGCUCCACUUAGAAGAGGCUUCCGAGAAUCGUGAUGCCUACGUAAGCGAGAGGGUCGUGGAGGCGCCAGACGUGCAGCAACGGAAGGUCAGAGUACGGAUCAUGCGAGCGUGCCAUCUGCUGCCAGCCAACGGGCCGGAGGACACCAGCCCCUUCUGUCAGAUCAGCGAUCGAACGCACCAGGGCAGCACGGCCCUCCGUACAAGAACUAUUGAGAACUGCGUGUGUCCGGUGUGGAACGAAUCGUUUGAGCUGGAGCUGGACGAAGGCUACUGCUUCGAGCUGGCGCUAUACUGUCGCGGCCGCUGGUUCUUCGACCACUUCCUCGGCAGCAAGAAGGUGGUCCUUCCUAAUGCAAUCAGCGAUCUGGGCGGGACGAUCGUCAAGGGCGAGGAGCGACUGGUGACGCUGAUCCUCGACAAGACACCGCAGGGCUUCCUCGAAGUGGGCAUCACGCCGCUCAACUAUGAUUACGGUCCAACAAUGCGCGGCGAGCGCAAGGAGCUCUCCAACAUGCGGCGCGUGUGGGAGCUGCACUCUAUCGCCGUACCCGCCGAGCCGAGCGACCGCAAGCAGAAGAACCACAAGCGCAGCGAGAUCCCAGGACGGAGGGAGGGCGCGGAAACGGACACGCUGUGGGCGUCGGUACUCGAGAGGAAGCAGAGCAAGGCGAGAGAGGAGAGCCGACCGUCCGACGUCAAAGGAGACGGGUGGCUAUCGACCUCGAUCCUCUCGUCGCUGGCCGCUCUGCCGUACCUCCACAGGCGCGUCUCGGCCUACGUGCUGCCUCCACCGGACAGGGCCUCGGUGGCGCUAUCUCCUCACCCGCUGGCCUCGGCGAAGCCCAAGACCCCCUCAUUCACAUACCCUUCGGCCUCGACUUCUACCGCUACAACUUCUUCGUCGUCCUCAUCAUCAUCACCAUCAUCACCGGCGUCAUACCUCCAGCUGCUGCCGCCCGAGUUGAUCGCAACGAUCGGCAAGUACGUGGAACGCAACACACCCUUCAAUCCGUUCGACGAGUGGCGAGAGGAGGAACGGGCGCGUUUCAAGGAAGCCACACGGAAGCGAAAGAAGAACAAGGCCAAAACAACGAAGACCAGAAUGACUGUGCAACGAAACGGCAAGCAGAGAAGCAGGGAUCGACACAACACCGGUUGGUGGCGCGAGAUGCGCGUGCCGGCGGCGCCCAGCGGUUCGAUGCGGAGCACACGUCUCGACAUGUCGAUGUCGCUUUUCGACCUCCCUAGCUUCCCUCUCUCGCCCAAGAUCGUGCGACAUCACGACGCGGCGGAACCCGACACUGCCCAGGUCUGCACAGCCUCGACCAGCGCCGGCGAAGACGAGCUGGAGCCGCGGGAGAGGGUGAGCGAGAUCACGUUCCUGUGCACGGCCGCGAUGAAGCGCUACGCCUUCAAGGACAAGCGAAAGCCCGGCCUCUCGCUCAGGCAGUACAUCUUGGACCUGGACGAUGCGCCCUUGUGCAGCGGCCUCCUUCGCAACGACAAGUACACGCUGUGCAACCUCUUCGCCGCGCUCGGGGAGGAUUUCCACAAGUGGGAGUUCUUCCUCAUUCGCAACCUUGGCAAGCACAAGCUGGGCACUGUGGUCGAGCGCGAGCGGGACAUGGUCAUCGGUGGCUACCACGCGCUGGGUUGCACCUUCGUGACGACCUCCACGUCCCUGUCGGCGUCGCACCACCACCAGACCUUCAACUGCGUGACCAACUUCUUCGUGGCCGUUGGUGGCGAGGACGGCGACCGUAGCGAGGCCCGCGUCGUAUUCAACUUCCAGUACGUCACCUGCUGGACCAAGGGCCUCGUCAGUCGCGCGUUGGCCAACCACCACGAGCGUGAGCGUCGCACCUUCUACUGGAUGCUUCGCUCCGUCGCCUUCACCUAG